This is a messenger RNA of Durio zibethinus, 1249 nucleotides long. Lineage: Eukaryota; Viridiplantae; Streptophyta; Magnoliopsida; Malvales; Malvaceae. The record is from RefSeq and is a predicted model, not a curated record.
UUUCAACUUUUUUGCUUGUUUAUACUUUGAUUUGUCUAUCCAUUGACUGAAGUUUUAACUACAAGGCAUCAAAUAUUCCUCAUGUCUCAGAAAAUGCAGGUGGAGAUGAUUCUGUUGCUGAAGAAUGUUAGUUCGACUGACUCAAUUGCUUGAAUGUAGUGUAGAUUAGGUUUUACCCCAAACUAAAUCAUGAAACCAGUUAUUGACCUUGAAGUUGAGGCCUCAGAAAACGAAUCUGAUGUUAGCAGCCAAGUAGCUUCAAACUUGUCCAUCCAAGAAACAUCAGCUGCUCCUUCCAAUGACAGCCUUGCUAACUCUUCUCAUCUCACAAACCCCUUAGAGAUGCAAUCAAAUUCACGGCCAAUUUUACUUGAUUUAACUCUAUGCUUUAAUUUGGAUGAGUCAGGAGGAGGGAGGGAUUCUGUAGGACUCUCAUUGUCAAGCACAAGUGAGAGUAGCAAUGACCCUGCAUUGCGCACUACAGAGUCAGCCAUCCCACGAGUUUUUUCCUGCAACUAUUGCCACCGCAAAUUCUUUAGUUCACAGGCUCUUGGCGGCCACCAGAAUGCACAUAAAAGAGAAAGAACAUUGGCAAAGCGGGCAGUGCGAAUGAGUAUUUUCUCAGAGAGGUAUGCCAGUCUGGCUACUCUGCCUCUGCAUGGAACCUCUUUCGGGUCCUUGGGAAUCAAAGCACACGGUUCAGCACACCAAAGCUUUGUACCAGCAGCAAGACCACCAGAUUCAAGAAACAAUACAAGAUUUGAUCAUGGCUAUUUGGGUUUGCCCAUAUUCAUGGAAGAUGAUGAGGCAGAUCUGUUGUGGCCUGGUAGUUUCCGUCAGAUAGCUGAGGCAGGUAAUAGUAAUAGUCAUCCAGGUUUUGAGCUGCCUGGAAGUUCAAAUAUGAAUUUUAUGGAGGUUACUCAACAAGUAGACUUGGAAAGUUCAGCACCAGAUCUCACCCUGAAACUUUGAGGCUUGUCUCUUGAAAACCAAGUUUCUGACUCUUUGUACAGCGAAACUAUGCCUAGCCAACAGCUAGUUUUUGCUUUCCCUGAUCUUCAUUUGGUGUUAAAGAAUGUUUGCCAGUGUAUAAGAGCUUCUCGAGGAUUGUUUUGGAGCUCCUGUGCUUGUAAUCGGUUUCUGAAGUUUCUAAUGCUGAUCGAACAUUUGAUCAUAUUCUCAACCCUUCUUUACAAAAAGUGAGACGAAAUAGAUUGUUGUAAAAGUUUGAACCUGCUUUUAUGGCCAA